GUGCUGUGGUUUAGUCUAGAAAACAUAAAUUUUCCGCACAGGGGACGAUUAAAGCCUUCACCAGGACUACAGCUGGAAUAAUUCACAAUUGCAAUCAAUUCAAAUCGUAGUUUGCAUUAUGAGUGCACCAGGCAAUGUUUUGUCCAAUUUCUGCGCGAUCUGCCAGGCCGCACUGCGUGACGAGCAGCAGCCCGAAACGGUCGCGGGAGCGCGCAUGUGCACCGCCGGCAUAUGCGCGCAGUCUGGCAACGCCGGCGUGCGUGCAAUUGUUGUGGAAGGGCUUGAUGAGCAUAUUGGGGAGGAUACAGAGCAGGACGGAUCUGAGCUCAGUAUUAUGAGCAUUUCGAGCACACUUUCCAGCGAGCCAGAGGAACUGGGCGAUCUGAGCUCGCUAAGCGAUCUCGAAGAUAAUCAGCUGUACUCCACAAAUCAAAUGGCUGACCACGAAUCGGAAGGGGAUGUAGAUGUUGACGGCCUGGGUGAGCAUAUGGAUAUGACGGCAUCAAUGCCCGGCUCAAUUAUUGAGCCAAUGACUGAAGCAAUGCUUGAGCCAAUGUCCGAGCAACUAAUCGAUCAGGUGAUCGAGACAAUCCGUGAGCAAAUGGCCGAGCAAAUGCAACAGGCACAGCCACAGGUACAGCCAGAGCCACAGUCUGCGCCGCUGCCGAAUAUAGACUUGGGCUCCUUUAGGACGGACUGGCCAACGGUGGAGAGCAUACUGCAUCUGUACGAACAACGAUUCGAUGAGCUGGUCAGAGUUUGGGAUCUGCUAAAGACAAUCAUUCUAUUAUUAACCAAUCCAACGCUUGUGCCAGCCGCCGAGCCGAUGACCCUGCCGCGUUCCGUGGCUGUGGCAGUGCCCGCGCUGCAGCCGCAGCCGCAGCUCCUCUCGCUGCCGCUGCCACCGAAUGCCAACUUGCAGUCUAUUUGGUCCGAGUGGCCGGUGAUACAGAACAUAUUGGAUCCACAGCGGAACAUGAGCUGGACCGCGUACCAGCAGCAAAUGGAGGAGUUCAUCCACGUUGCCGAAAUAUUUGCCGAACUAAUACAGUACGAGCUGAUUGGCCAUAACUUUUUAUAGGUCGUUUUUUUUUCAAUUUGAAAGUCCAAUAUUUUGUACAA
Messenger RNA from Drosophila montana, 1122 nucleotides. RefSeq lists its product as uncharacterized. The record is from RefSeq and is a predicted model, not a curated record. Bases 119 to 1081 code for a protein of 320 amino acids. NCBI's taxonomy places the organism in Eukaryota, Metazoa, Arthropoda, Insecta, Diptera, Drosophilidae. The transcript is spliced from 3 exons.